UCGAAGCUCACUAGCCCGCCCGCCCACGCUGACAGCAAUGGCCCACCAGUUCCCCCACCGCUGCCUCGCGCUCCUCCUCAUCCUCCUUGCCGCGGCCGCCGGCGCCGGCGCGGCCACGCCGAGGCAGCUGUUCCUCGUCAGCCAGGCGCCCGUGACGCUCACCAACCACCACGGCCAGCUGCUCACCGGCAACCACUCCGUGAACCUGCUCUGGUACGGCCGCUUCACCCCGGCGCAGCGCGCCGUCGUGGCCGACUUCCUCCUCUCCCUCUCGGCGGCCCCCGCGGCCCCGGCCUCCGCGGCCGCGCCCUCCGUGGCGGCGUGGUGGGCCACCACGGCGCGGUACCACCCGGGCGCGGCGCGGCUCACGCUCGGCCGCCAGGUGCUCGACCCGUCGCUCUCCCUCGGCCGACGGCUCUCGGAGGCCUCGCUGGCCGCCCUCGCCGCGCGCCUCUCCCCGCACCGCGGCUCCGUCGCCGUCGUGGUCACGGCGCCCGACGUCCUCGUCGACGGAUUCUGCCUCUCCCGCUGCGGCCUCCACGCGUCCGCCACCUCGUCCGCCGCGGCCGCCGCGCCAGCGGCGGGCCACGGCGCCGGCGCUCCGCCUGCCGCCGCCGCCCGCGGUCGAGGCCGGUUCGCGUACGUUUGGGUGGGGAACUCGGCGGACCAGUGCCCAGGGGAGUGCGCGUGGCCGUUCCACCAGCCGUCGUACGGCCCGCAGGCGCCGCCGCUGGUGGCGCCGAACGCGGACGUCGGGAUGGACGGCGUGGUGAUCAACCUCGCAACGCUGCUGGCCGGCGCUGUGACGAACCCGUACGGCGGCGGGUUCUUCCAGGGCCCCGCCGAGGCGCCGCUGGAGGCCGUGACGGCGUGCACGGGCGUCUUCGGCGCGGGCGCCUACCCGGGGUACCCUGGCCAGCUCCCCGUCGACGCCGCGACGGGCGCCAGCUACAACGCCGUCGGCGUCGCGGGGCGCCGUUUCCUGCUCCCGGCCAUGUGGGACCCCAAGACCUCGCAGUGCUCCACCCUUGUGUAGUAGACACUAGUCACACUGCACUAGGAUCGGAGGCAGAGACCGGACGAAACGCUUGGUGUAAAUGGUGAGGACCGAAGGGUGUGGAGCUGGGUGACUCGGUGGGCGGCCUUUGUGGUUUCUCGUGGUCUGGUCCUGUCAUUGUUCUUGUUCUUGUGGAUACAUUCCGUGCUUCGCCUUCGAACUUGAAAUGAAACCCCCAAAAAAGGUUGAAAAAAAA
This is a messenger RNA of Panicum hallii, 1253 nucleotides long. RefSeq names its product protein EXORDIUM-like 2. The record is from RefSeq and is a predicted model, not a curated record. Bases 38 to 1036 code for a protein of 332 amino acids. NCBI's taxonomy places the organism in Eukaryota, Viridiplantae, Streptophyta, Magnoliopsida, Poales, Poaceae. The transcript has a single exon.